Molecule: messenger RNA, 4881 nt
Organism: Labeo rohita (rohu)
Lineage: Eukaryota; Metazoa; Chordata; Actinopteri; Cypriniformes; Cyprinidae
Gene: zmat1
Product: zinc finger matrin-type 1
Molecular function (GO): nucleic acid binding; zinc ion binding
Source: RefSeq, a predicted model, not a curated record
UCACCUCCCUUCAUAUCUUAGCCAUUGCCAUGUAGAGCUCUUUGGCAUUUUAGCUUAAUCUGCUACAGUUUUGAUUAGUUUCAAGGUUUAAAAAAUGUCCGAGCUUGAAGCUAGUGAAUCGUGUUCUCCGCAGUGUGCGGAAGCAGACAAAAUCAAAAGUACAGACGAUAUCAAUCCCGAAACAGUACAAAACACUAACACCAAUAUUUCUCAGGUUGAAGAAGAGUCUCAGAGCGACAGUGAUCUUCUCAAAGGCCUGUUGACAGAUAACUUCUGUCACGUCUGUGAGGCAACCCUGCUUUACGAGUCCCAGAGAGUUUCUCAUUAUGAGGGGAAAAAGCAUGCACAAAGAGUCAGGAUGUACCUGCAGAACAAGAAAGCUAAAAUCAAUAAGCCGAGCCAAGAUUGUGGAGGCCUUUUGAGAGGUCUGUCUGCAGAGAAGUUUUGCGAGCUGUGCAACAUGGUAUUCAGCUCUCCAACCGUGGCCAAGUCGCACUAUGAGGGCAAAGUUCAUGCCAAGAACAUGAGAAAAACCAAUCUUCCACCACCUGCAGCGCCCGUACUAGAAUUACACACAGCUCCUGUAGUCGUCCCAUCAGAGGCUGCUGUGCAGAAUCAGAUCAGUCAGGAGCAGAAGGACACUUCUGGCUUGGGCGAUCAAGAGGUUGAUCUCAGUGACCCUAACAAGUACUGUACACUGUGCAGUGCUUCCUUUAACAACCCUCUGGUUGCCCAGCAGCACUACAGCGGUCGGAAGCAUCAGCGAAACCAGGCCCGGCAAGAGAUGCUUGACCAGAUGGGGGAACAGUCAGAACGUGUGAGCUCCCUGACCCCGAUUUGCUGUCUGACGCUCAGCUCAAUAGAGAUGUACCAGGCACACAUGCAGGGAAACAAACACUUUGUCAAAGAGAAGAAAGUUAUGGAUCUCUGCAAAUCUCAGAAGAAAGUGUACGACUCCUUCCAGGAUGAGCUGGCUGACUACAUCCAGGUGCAGAAGGCCCGGGGACUGGAGCCCAAAGCAGGGCCGGGCACCGUGGGACAAGCAAGCAAGGGUCUAGAUGAGAGUGAAAGCGAAGGUCCACAAAAAGCAGAAGAGAUGCCUCAUCCUGCCCAGCUGGUACCACGUUUUCCACCUCCUGGUUUCCCUCAACCUCACUGGCACCCACAGUUCCAGCCUCAGGUCAAUCAGUUUGGCUUUGGGAUGCGAGGCCCUGUCCCACACUACCCGCCGGGAUAUAUGCCCCAUACCCAUCCUCCUUUCACACCCGGUCACUUAUAUAAAAGAGAGAGGAGCCCUGAGUCAUUUAGCUCCUCUUCUUUCUCAGACUCCUCCUCCUACUCUAGCAGCAGUAGUAACAGCAGCAGCAGCUACGACAGCAGAGAGAGGAGGAGACGGAAGAGGAAGAUGAAAAAGCGAGGAAAGACCAGAAGAGACCAGGAGGAAGGGUCUGAUACGGAACGAGGUGAAAGGAAAAAGAGGCGAAAGAGAGACAGGAGAGGAAGCGUAGAAGGAGAAGAGGAUAGAAAGAAAUGGAAGGAGAGGAGAAAAAGAGAGAGAAGCUCCAGUGAAGACGAGGAAACCAGAAGUAAAAGAAGAGCAAGCAAGAAAAGUAAGAGGCACGGGGAUGGACAGCAUGCAAAGAGACGAAAAGAAGAGGAACUCCUGGAAAAACAAGAGGUUGAGGUGCACGAGGAACCUCAGGGAAAGAUGGAGGAACAUGUAGAGGUCAGGACAGAAAUGAAGGACAGCAAACACAAACACAAAAAAGAGAAGAAAAAAGGCAAAGAGAAGACGAAUCCAGAAGACAACAGGACAGAAGAGGAAAGGCUCUGGGAUGAGACGAUUCUUGGUGUUUUUUAGAUGUUUCUUUUGAUGAUUGUGUGACAGUAUUGUACUAAUAAACUGCACGGGACCUCAAAAAAAAGCAUUUUGCUGAAAUCUAAUGGACCCUUCUCACUAUUUAUGCUCUCUGAAGAACUCUAAAGGCCUUUCUUUAAUACAGAAACUCAUAUGCUCCUUUUUAAGGAAUCAAAAGUGAACAUUUUGUCAUUUAUUCACCCUCAUUUCAAACCCAUACGACUUCUGUGGAACACAAAAGUAGAUGUUUUUUCCAAUUUAGUAAAUGUGAAUAGAAACUGUCAAUCUGCACUGUUUUUUCAUUUUUGAUAAGGUACAGACCAAAGUGGAUUAACAAAUUUUGGCUGAAAGUAUUGCUGCCUGCAGUUCCACAUAUUUAACCUUGCAGAAAAGUGACGUGCGAGAAACUACAGUGUUUGUCAAACACACAGCUUUCAGAUGGCUUAUACUUUAUAUUGCACAAGUUGUAUGAACUACCUGUUUGAAGUAGUUCACUUACAGAAUGAAAAUUUCCUGAUAAUUUACUCAUCCUCAUGUCAUCCAAGAUGUUCAUGUUUUUCUUUCUUCAAUCGAAAAGAAUUUAAGGUUUUGGAGGAAAACAUUCCAGGAAUUUUCUCCAUAUAGUGGACUUUAGUGAUGACCAACAAGUUGAAAUUGCGGUUUCAACGCAGCUCCAAAGGGCUCUACACGACCCCAGCCAAGGAAUAAGGGUCUUAUUUAGCAAAAUGAUCAGCCAUUUUCUUAAAAAAAAUAACAAUUUAUAUCAUUUUUUACCACAAAUGCUCAUCUUGCACUAGCUCUGCGAUGCGCAUGUGCGUCUUAACGCAUUGCAUACUCGCAUUGGAAAAGUCAUGCGAGGUUAGUUCUUCGUCUAUGUACUUUAAAAAGGUAGGGAAGGGCACAAAACUAAAAUCUAAUUUUCUUCUCCAACUUAAAAAUUGUCUGACAUCUUUGUUUUACGUUUGACUUUUUUUUGCACGUUUGCUUUGUAAACACUCGGUCGUUACUUCUGUCUACAUCACACGUGGUUGAUUGCAUGAUUACAUAAGUGAGGUCGAGCAUUUAUGUUUAAAAAGUAUAUAAAUUUGUGUUUUUCUUAGAAAAUGACAGAUUAGACCUUUAUUUCUCAGCUGGGAUUGUGUAGAGCCCUUUGAAGCUGCAUUGAAACUGCAAUUUGGACAUUCAACCUGUUGGCCACCAUUGAAGUCCAGUAUAUGGAGAAAAAUGUCUUUCUUUAAAAACCUUAAUUUCUUUUCGAUUGAAGAAAGAAUGACAUCUUGGAUGACAUGAGGGUGAGUAAACUAUUAGGAAAUUUUCAUUCUGGAAGUACUAGGAAUUAAUUAAGGUUCUUUUGUCUUUUUAGAGCUCAGCGACAUUCAUUUUCAGUGUGGAAAAGAGCAGCAUGAACAUUAUCCUAAACCUCUCCUUUUGUGUUCCACAGAAGAAAGUCACUCAUACAGGUUUGGAAUAACAUGAGGGUGAGUAAAUAAUGUGAAAAUGUUCAUUCUUUGAAAUGCUCAGGACUACAGACUUUAGGACGUCUCUACUAACUUUUUAUACCUUAUGGUGCGAUGCAAAAACACUACAUGAGCCUCCACCAUGUCCAUGUGGAUGUAUCCUUCAACUUGCUUCAUGCUUUGAUGAAAUAAACCCCUCCCACUGUUUAUAUCAGCAUAGAUUUUGUAUUUUCUCUGAAAGUCUUUGAAGCAUUUCCAGUGUUAUUCUCAAGGGGGCGCUGAUUGCAAAUGUACGCUCUAUGCUCCGUGGAUCUGCUAGAAACGUCUUUCAGACUUGAUCUUUCUGUGUUUGAGAAAGACAUGACAGCAGGAAUGAAUGCUGAGAAUAAAUUGAAGCGUGGUCAGAUCAGCAUAUGUUAAACAUGUCCUUGAAUCAGAAGAGCUCAGUUUGCAAUCCUGGAUUCUGUUGCAUUUCUGUGUUUUAAUGCCAGCCUCAUUUGAUGCAGCAUAUGCAGGAAUAUUUUUGUUUGUUUUGCUGUCAGUCUAACAGGUGCAGGAGUUGAAUGAGGACACGACUGCUACUCUGUUGACCUCUUUCUUGCAUAAAGCUGCAUUUCCCUUUUUGAUAGUUAUCACAAUCAUGCAAUCAUCCGUUUAUUUAAUUACUGUGCUGCUAAGUUGAUUUCCAAUGUCUCUGUUAAACAAUCCCAAUCUUUGGAGUAUUUUCUGACCGCUCAGGGAACAUACUGAUCAUGGGAAGAUGAAUGUGGAUGUGUUUCAGAAGAAAUUAUACUUGAAAAAGCAAUAGUUACAUCCCAUUCGCAUGUAAAAUGGGAUGGUUCAGCCAAAAAUUACAAUUUUGUACUAGCUCUAAUUUGUUUCAAAUGCAUAUGAGAAUGGGGACGUUGACUGGUUUGUUUCAAAAUGACAAAAAAGCAUCACAAAAUGAUCAUAAAAGUUGUGCACUGCAUUUUGGUCAUAAAUAGACCAAAAAUCCAAACCAUUUAAGCUUAGAGGUUUGACAUUGAUAAAAUCGAUUACUAAUUACUAAUUUCCGAUUUCAAGCUAGUUUGAAAAUGUGGAAGCACAAAUGGAAUUAUAACUAACUAUAAUAAUUUUAUGAUACAUUCCUGGUGCCGUUUUGUCAUUUUAAAGACUUGCCGGAUGUCCAUUUCCUUUUACUGUAUAAGAAAACUUGUGUUUUUGAAAUAAGUCUCACCAGGGCUGCAUUUAUUUGAUCAAAAUACAGUAAAACGGUAAUAUUGUGAAAUAUUAUUGCCAUUCAGAAGAACUGUUUUCUAUUUUAAAAUAAUUAGUCCUUAAAAUGUAUUCCUUAUUAUUUUACCAUAAUUUAUUUCUGUAAUGGCAAAGCUGAUUUUUUUUUCAGUUUCAAUCAUGAAGAAAUCAUUCUAAUAUGCUGAUUUGCUUGAUUUUAAAAAUCUAACUAAAUAAUAUUACAUGGAACAACAUGAUGGUAGUUAAAUGACCGAAUUUUCAUUUUUGCAUGAACUAUCCCUUUAAUUUGCAUGCAGGAUGAAUUCUGUUGUUUGUAAUUCGACUAACCAU